Molecule: messenger RNA, 1874 nt
Organism: Pteronotus mesoamericanus
Lineage: Eukaryota; Metazoa; Chordata; Mammalia; Chiroptera; Mormoopidae
Gene: ABHD8
Product: abhydrolase domain containing 8
Exons: 5
Coding region: 177-1475 (432 amino acids)
Molecular function (GO): catalytic activity
Source: RefSeq, a predicted model, not a curated record
UCAGCUGCUGUGGGAUGCCCCCUCGCUGACCAUCUCUGGCCCGCGCAAUCCCGCGUAGACACGCCCGGUCCGACCCCGCGCCACCAUGUAAACGGCGCCCGCAGGCGGACGCUGGCUUCUCUCCCUGGGACCCCGCCGCCCUGCCCUGGGCCCGGGGCCCUCGAUGAGGACACAUCAUGCUGACUGGGGUGACCGACGGGAUCUUCUGCUGCCUGCUGGGUGCUCCACCCAACGCAGUGGGGCCACUGGAGAGCGUUGAGUCCAGUGAUGGCUACACCUUCGUGGAGGUCAAGCCUGGCCGCGUGCUGCGGGUGAAGCAUGCCGGACCCGCUCCGGCCCCCACCCCACCUCCGCCAUUGUCUGAGGCAGCCCAUGGGGACCGGUCCGGCUUGGUCCGCUGCCAGCGCCGAAUCACUGUGUACCGCAACGGGCGUUUACUGGUAGAGAACCUGGGCCGGGCACCGCGAGCUGACCUUCUGCAUGGGCAGAAUGGCUCUGGGGAGCCACCAGCCUCUCUAGAGGUGGAGCUGGCAGACCCGGCGGGCAGCGAUGGCCGCUCGGGCCCUGUCAACACCGGGAGUGGCAGUGGCGGACGACGGCGGCGAGCCCGGCGCCCCAAGCGGACCAUCCACAUUGACUGCGAGAAGCGCAUCACCAGCUGCAAGGGCACCCAGGCAGAUGUGGUGCUCUUUUUCAUCCACGGUGUCGGUGGCUCCCUGGCCAUCUGGAAGGAGCAACUGGACUUCUUUGUGCGCCUGGGCUAUGAGGUGGUGGCACCAGAUCUGGCUGGUCAUGGGGCCAGUUCAGCGCCCCAGGUGGCUGCAGCCUAUACCUUCUAUGCGCUGGCAGAGGACAUGCGCGCCAUCUUCAAGCGCUAUGCCAAGAAGAGAAAUGUGCUCAUUGGGCAUUCCUACGGUGUCUCUUUCUGCACGUUCCUGGCGCACGAGUACCCAGACCUCGUGCACAAGGUGAUCAUGAUCAACGGCGGGGGCCCUACGGCACUGGAGCCCAGCUUCUGCUCCAUCUUCAACAUGCCCACAUGUGUCCUGCACUGCCUGUCGCCGUGCCUGGCUUGGAGCUUCCUCAAGGCUGGCUUUGCCCGCCAAGGGGCCAAAGAGAAACAGCUCCUGAAGGAGGGCAAUGCAUUCAACGUGUCGUCCUUCGUGCUGCGGGCCAUGAUGAGUGGCCAGUAUUGGCCUGAGGGCGACGAGGUCUACCAUGCUGAGCUUACUGUGCCUGUCCUGCUCGUCCAUGGCAUGCAUGACAAGUUUGUGCCGGUGGAGGAAGACCAGCGCAUGGCUGAGAUCUUGCUCCUGGCCUUCCUGAAGCUCAUAGACGAAGGCAGCCACAUGGUGAUGCUCGAGUGCCCUGAGACAGUCAACACGUUGCUCCACGAAUUUCUGCUUUGGGAGCCCGAGCCCCCGCCCAACGCCCUGCCGGCACCCCUGCCUGUACCCCUGGAGGAAAAGAAGUAGCCGCUGGGCCAGUGGGGCAUCACAAAUGAGCAGGAGGCUGAGAGCCCAUGGUGCCGGGUCUGCAGCGGACCACCUGGGCAGGCAGUCGCCCUGGUGGGCGGGGUCAGGCCUGGCGAUGCCUCAGGCUGGCUGGGCUGGGCGUGACAUUUAAGGGAGCCAGGUGGACACACCCCACUCUGCUUGCGUCCUCCAGGGCCCACUCGGCUGUAGCAGAGACCGCUGCCGAGGAUGACCUUGUACAGAAGCCCCGCUCUCCACCAAAGCCAUGGCCAUGGCCAAGGUGGCGCCCACCCCACUCUGUCUUACAUGAAGCCGUGCUUGGCCCAGGGACCCUCGGGGCCCCAUUGCCCGAGGCGCCCCACCCCCAUUCCCUGGCGCUGGUAGCUUUUGUUGCCCAAG